Messenger RNA from Catharus ustulatus (Swainson's thrush), 5160 nucleotides. It is a transcript of the gene PODXL, whose product is annotated as podocalyxin like. Gene Ontology annotation, cellular component: apical plasma membrane; microvillus membrane. The record is from RefSeq and is a predicted model, not a curated record. Bases 42 to 1808 code for a protein of 588 amino acids. The transcript is spliced from 9 exons. Gene Ontology annotation, biological process: positive regulation of cell-cell adhesion mediated by integrin; regulation of microvillus assembly; cell migration. NCBI's taxonomy places the organism in Eukaryota, Metazoa, Chordata, Aves, Passeriformes, Turdidae.
AGAGCUCCGGAGCCGCGCCGGGACGGCCGCGCCGAGGCACCAUGCGGGCUGCGGGGCUGCUGCCGCUGCUGCUGCCGCUGCUGCUGCUGCUCGGUGUCAGCUCUCAGGAUGACUCAGGUGCUGCAGUCAUACAAGCCUCAACCACCACGACUGUAAAACCCACCAAGAGCCCAAGUACCACCAGAACCACAGAAACCACCACAACCACAGAGACCCCCACAACCACAGUGCCCACCACGAGGAGCCUGCCUGCAAGCACUGAAGGAACCUCAGCAGCACUCUCUACAUCAUCACCUUCCACAGUGAAAACCAGCAGCACUGAUGCAGCAGCUGCUCAGACCACUGUCACACCACCCACCACAGCUCAAAGCAACAGCACCACAGCCAGCCAGGGAACGCCACCGUCCUCCAGUGCAGCUCCACCCAGCACAAUGACACAGGACAUCUCCUCAAAGCAGGGGACCCCAUCCACCCCAACCUCCACACCUGUGCAGAAAAGCUCCUCACACAGCCCCACUACCCCCAGAACCACCCCUGCUGCACGCCCCACGACUCCCCAGCAGACCACUACAAGUGUUUCAGGAAACUUGGGGACCUCUAGUGCUGCACAACCUGUUGGCACUGAUACAACCACUCCUCCAGGAGCUGCAGGGGCUGUUGGCACAUCCCCUUCUGGCACACAGCCUCAGGGAAGCCAGACUUUGUCUAACACCAGUGGGAGCACCACAGCGUCAACGUGUAUCUGUCCCCCAGGCUGCCGGGACUGUGUUGUCCCUCCUCACAGCAAUAGCACCACGCAGCCUCCUCCUUCUCCCACUUCUCCAGCCCAGGGACCAACCCCUUCCAGCCAAACUGGAAGCACCAAAACUUCUGUUAGCCCAGCCCCCACCACCCCCACGAUGUCACAAGCUGGCACCAAAACCACGAUCCCAGGGGAAGCCCCCACGACACCUUCUGGAGCAGACCACGAUGUUGGAUCUGCAACAACCAAACCCACCAGUGACUCCCAGAGCCCUGACAGUGCCCAGCCACCUCCUCCAGCCCCAGGGGACCAGGCAGAGGACUGCAGUCCUGACCUCCAGCACCCCAACAUUUCUUCACAAAACGAGCUCAUCUGUCAAGAUCAGGUGCAGUAUACCAGGCCCACUAUUCGGCUGAAAGAACCCAGAACCUGUGCUGAGUGGAUGAAUGCCAGCAACAACACCUCCUUCUACGAGAGCUUCUGCUCCACGGCCCAGCGCGCGUUUGACGCCAGCAGGGACAGGUGCACGGUGAAGCUGAUGGCCUGCAAGCCCAGCUCCCAGCACUGGGCCGUGCAGGUGACCCUGCACCUUCCCUUAGACUCUGAAGAAAUCCUCACAGAGCUGAAGGAGAAGAAGGACAAGCUAGAGCAGCUCGGCAUUUUCAACAUCACCUCUGAUAAAAUGGAAGACAUGACCAUCAAGGAUGAGCUGAGCACGCCCCUGAUCAUCACCAUCAUCACCCUGGCCGGCUCCCUGCUGCUCAUCGCCGCCAUCUACGGCUGCCACCAGCGCUUCUCCCAGAAGAAGGACCAGAACAUCCACCCUGAUGUCCCCGGGUUUGAUGAUGGACAUGUGGCCCUGAUCUUUAAUCAGCGUCUGACCGAGGAGAUGCAGACCAUGGAGAACGGCUACCACGACAACCCCACGCUGGAGGUGAUGGAGACCUCCUCUGAAAUGCAGGAGAAGAAGGUGAACCUCAAUGGGGAGCUGGGGGACAGCUGGAUCGUUCCUCUGGACACCCUCAUGAAGGAGGACCUGGAGGAAGAGGAGGACACGCAUUUAUAGGAUGCAGAACUUGAUCGAGAGAAAAACAACCACCCCCCUAAAAAAUCCCAUAAACCCUACACACACGCACACAGAGCUCCAAAACAAGGCAAAAUUCCCCCCAAAAAGCAGAAAAUCCCUUAAUGAACUAAUUGUGGCCCCUUGUGCCACCAUGUGGGGUGCAGGAUGGAAGAGGAAAGGACAUGAGAAGACACCUCUGGGGCACAGCAACACAAGCCACAUCUGGCCAAGCAUCCUCCAUCCCCCAUCCUCCUCCCACGCCAGACAAGAGCAGCCAUGGGCAAACAGGGUGGCUUUGCUCCUGAAGAGCUGCUGGUGUCUCCUCCAAUCAUGUCCCCUCCCAUCCCACAUCUGACCAUGCCAGCUGCACCCUCCAGCGACAGAGCGACUCAGAAAUCAAGAGAAAUAAAAUAAAUAGGAUGGGAGAUGGAGCACAUCUGACAGCAAAGCAGCACUCGGCAAUUACAGCUCGACAAAUCCUCUGGCCCACGCUGUUUAGUCAUCACCCUGCCCUCCCUGACACCCAGGUAGUGAAUGAACAAAGCUGGAACAGCCUGGUUCUUUUUAAUCCAGUUUGCAUCCUCUGCUCAGAGCUGAAGCGCACAAGAGCCCCUCGUUGUGCCACAGUGAAUGGAUGCAUCCCAGCAGGGUGGCAGGGAUGCAGCAGUGCCAAGAGAUGCUCAGCCCUGCUGCCAAGGGCUGUGCAACAGAUCCUGCACCCACCUGGAGACCCAGAGAGGUGCAGCAGCUUCUUGUUUUGAAAGGAUGAGGAGGAGGGAGAGGAGAAGGAGGAAUUCCUUGAGUUCAUCCCUCUUAGGAAGGGUGUGGAGAGCAAGAGCAAUGCCUGGUCUCUAGCCCAGGUGUGGUGUUGGGGGUUUUGUGGUGCAGGAGCCCAGCUCUGGUGCUGCACUUCCCUACAGAAGGAUCACUUGCCUUCCAGGAAUUAUACAGCAGCAUCUCACAGCCCUCAUCCAUCUUCCACCAGACUGUGGGACACAUGCACCACGAUGGUUUGUGAUUUUUGAGGGCACAUUUUCCAGCAUGAGCAGCAGAAGAGGCAAAAGAGCAGCAGAAUGUGAGCCAGGGAGCUUGAUGGCAUUCAGGUGUCCCUUGGUGUUUCAUCCCCUCAAGGUUUAAACGCUCAGCCCACGCUCUCAAGCUCUUCUUCACAAGCCACUGAAAUAACAGAGACCUGCAAAGCGACUUCCAGCUCAGCAGUGAAGCUGGGACUGAGCUUUGUCCUGCAGCCCUUGCUCUGUCACCCAGCUCUCCCUUUGCUGAAGCCUUUAAAGGGGAGAAGAAGAAUAUGGCUGGACUGAGGCCAUUUCUGGAUUUUGACUCCCCACCACAGCUCCUAGAUGGCUCUAAAAGGUUGAGGAGUUUCAUGCCUGUGCUCUGGUGAAGCAGCUCAGUCCUGGCAGAGGCAGGGAUCAUCCUCCAGCUGGGCUCCAUCCUCCAGCACACGAGGACCAGGAGGUCACUUGGCUGAGUCCCUCUCCCAGCAUGAGGAUGGUGCUUGUCCCAAACCCUCUGCCAGCCAGAGGAGCUGCAGAGAAGAGCAAUGCCCAAACCCUUCUCCUCUGCCUGCCACAAACCAAGGCACAGCAGGGACAUUUCCUUUGGGUUCUGCCACCAAGUCAACCCACUGGGAUCUGCUCCCAUGGCUGCCUGAAGGAGGGGAAAAGCAUUCCCAAGCAAUGGGAAGCUUGGAGAAACCCUGGUGGAGUUGGGAGUACUCAGGAAGGAGGGGAUCAGGGUGUUUCACUCAGCCCCAGGACAGGUGCUGGCAGAAGAUGCAAGAGACUCUUCCCCCUUCUGUCCUGCACUGAAGGGCAGAGUCUGAAGUGUUCAAACCUUUAUAUUUUUGUAUGUAAAUAUUCCUGCUAUUCAUUAGCAAUGUAUUCUGCACACUUCACUUACCUGUGCACUGCACUAUGGGGAAGUAAUUCUGGAGGGGAGGGGAAAUAACAAAGAAAAUAAAUGUUAAAAAAAAAUUAAAAUCUUAAAAAGAAAAAAAAAAAAAAGAAAGAAAAAGCUAAAGGCCAGCCUGGUAGGGGAUUAAAAUUUGACAUGAAGCAGAAAAACACCUCUUGCCCAGGUAACUUUGUGCCAUGGCUUUGUCCCUGUUCUAGCACCAUCAAGUUCAGCUCUUUAACAUGGCCACGAGUCUCAGAGAACUCAGACCCUCAGCUCUGAAUUGCUCUUGUGAGCACCGUGGCCUCCCAGCUGCCCUGACAGACAAGCAGCAGGUCCCUGACCUCCCAUUUCUGUCCUUCCCAGAGAACAAACCCAGUGAAACCAGGGCAGCAGCGCUGCUGUGGCCACCAGGGCUGGAGCUGCCACAGGGACACUCCUGGCAGGGCAUCUCCAGGCAGUUGGGCUUUGGCACGUGCCUAAAGAUUCCCCCUUCCCAGCAAAGAGAUGCCAAAGUGCUUUAAUGAGUCAGGUCCAAAGACUUUCCAAGAGAACCCUACAGAGGCUUGAGAUCAAGGAACCUUAAAUCUUUCCGAGCAGAGACCACUGAGGAUGUUAACUGCUCAGCAAGUGCUUAUAGUGAUUUAUAUUUGAAUAGGAAUUGUACAUUUAUUUAUUUUUCCAGACACCGUAUUUUUAAACCACUAAUAUUUUAUAGUAGAUUUUCCUUCCCCUAUUUAAAAGAACUAUUUCCACAGGAAAAGAAAACAGUACUUUUUUUUUUUUUUUUUAAUGUUGAGAACAUUCUUUUUUUGGAAAAAAAAAAAAUCAGGUAGGAAAUGCAGCAAUGAGCAUCUUUGGCCUUAACCCUUCCCUUCAUAGACUGUAGCCAUAAUUGUUAGACCAAAAAUAAUAAAUAAAAUUUAAAAAAAAAUAUUUACCCAGGCAUUCCCUUCCUCCCUUCCCUGUGCUCCUCUCCCCCAAAACAGCUUUAACAUCCCACACAUUGUACAAAGAGAUUCCUGCUCUUACCUUUCAGUGAGAGCUUUACAAGCAGCUCAGAUGUCCUUGCAAGAGACUUUUCUACUUUCAGAUUCAUGAGGAAACGUGUAAAUACUUUAGGAACAUUUUAUCUCCCGCUCACAGUGCCGUGACCCAGCUGAUGAGGUUGAUACUGUGACAGAAGACACACAGAAGUGAUAAUCCAUGAGGGGCUGGAGAAGGAAAAGCUAAUUCCUCAGGUGGUUACCUGUUGAACCUUGCACACAGAGCAGAGCUCUCACAUACUGUGUGUAGCAGCAUCUCUCAUGGGGACAGGAGUCUGAUUUACACUGGAAUUUACUGAGGAACUGGAUUGUAAGAGAUUAUUCUUGCAUUUUCCUACAAAUAUAUUUUGAGAGCAUCAUGUAUUUCUGUCAAUAAACAUUCUUAUGUAAAA